AGGGUCAGGGGUAAGAGAGAUGCGAUGAGAUGCCUCUUAUCGAUAAGCGCCUGCCUCUCAGACCCCUGCAGUACCUACUGUUACUGCCGUUACUGCCGUUACUGUCCCGCCGCAACCGUGCUGGUCAUUCAUCGACUUGCAACUGCCAACCCAGGCACCCACCUGCCCACCGACGCAUCAUUGCGGGAGAGAUAAUGGCCGACCAAGGUGGCUCGCAGCACGGCAUAGCCCGGACCUCGCGAGUGCGCUCCGAAGAGCAGAAGCAGCGCGACCUCCAACGCAUCCAGAAGUACCGUGAGCUCGAGGACCAGGUGCGCUCACACGUCUCGCGGGCCGACUACUCGCCGCAGCUCUUCCAGCUCACGUCCAAGCUCCUGCGCCUCAACCCGGAGUACUACACACUAUGGAACGUCCGCAGACGCUGCCUAAUCUCUGGCUUAUUCUCAAGACCAUCGGCUGGGUCAUCAUGCUCGACGGCGUGCUCGAGUACUUUUCCUACCGCCACUACAACACAAUCUUCCACCAGCUGCUCGUCGUCGUCCUCGGCCACGACCCCGCCCGCCCCCGGCUCCCCGACAGCUGGGAGGAGUGGUACAACAGCUGAGCCGGGCGCCGCGGGUGCGCCGUCCGGAACUUUCGCGAGUGACGACCCCGCCCAAGCUCCCGCCGCGGACUCCACCGACUCCGCCACCGCAGCAGCAGCAGCAGCCGCAGCCGAACAGCAAGACCUGGCCACCAUCCAAUCCGAGCUCAGCUUCACCAUCCCGCUCCUCCUCGAAUCGCCCAAGUGCUAUUGGAUCUGGAGCUACCGGCAGUGGAUCCUAGCGCAGGCGAUCGCGCGUCUGCGGCCGCACGUGGCGCGGCAGGUGUGGGAGGCCGAGCUCGGGCUCGCGAGCAAGAUGCUGGGCAAGGACCGGCGCAACUUCCACGCGUGGGGCUACCGGCGGCACGUGGUGACGCAGCUGGAGAGCGCGGCGCUGCGGGGUGCCAGCAUGGUCGAGGCCGAGUUCGAGUACACGUACCGCAUGAUCCAGACGGACCUGUCCAACUUCUCGGCCUGGCACAGCCGCAGCAAGCUGAUCCCGCGCCUGCUGGACGAGCGGGGCGCGGACGACGCGGCGAGGAGGGCGUUCUUGGAUAAAGAGCUGAACCAGAUCCGCGAAGCGCUCAACGUCGGGCCCGAGGACCAGUCGCUGUGGUACUACCACCAGUUCCUGAUGCUCAACCUGGUCGACCCGGACAAGCACCCCGCCAUGACGCGGGGCAUCGCGGCCGGGGACCGCGCGGCCUACCUGGCGCGGGAGAUCGACGAGAUCAAGGAACUGCUGGAGGACUACCCGGAUGUGAAGCUCAUCUACGAGGCCCUGUUCGAGUACACGCUGUAUCUGUGCCAGCUGGAAGACCGCCAGCCCACCGCCGACGAACGCGCGGACCUGGCGGCGUGGCUGGCGAAGCUGAAGGAGCUGGAUCCGAUGCGCAACGGGCGGUGGGCAGAUCUGGAGCGGGAAUGUGGGUUGUGAAAUGGCGGGGUGUUGUGUAACUCCCCUGAGACAUAGCUAGUGAUACCGUCUACAAACGCCUCGCAUUCCACCCUAA
Molecule: messenger RNA, 1596 nt
Organism: Thermothielavioides terrestris NRRL 8126
Lineage: Eukaryota; Fungi; Ascomycota; Sordariomycetes; Sordariales; Chaetomiaceae
Exons: 3
Coding region: 195-1520 (441 amino acids)
Biological process (GO): protein geranylgeranylation
Cellular component (GO): Rab-protein geranylgeranyltransferase complex; cytoplasm
Molecular function (GO): Rab geranylgeranyltransferase activity
Source: RefSeq, a predicted model, not a curated record